AUGUGUGCUAUCGCUAUUAUUAGUUCGAAACAGUUAAACAAUGAUGACAACCAACAGGAAUUAUCGAAGACCAAUGCGUAUUCUUCGAAUGACGAUACGCAAUUUGCAAGAACUAAAAGAUCCUUCGAAUUUGUAGUACCGAUUAAAGAGGAACAACGCCAAAAUUUUGAUAACAAAAUAACAGAGAAAAGCUCUCAGAAUGGAGCAAUAAAACUUUGCAAAUCGGCACUAUGUACUACAACGAAUAUACCAUUAAGUAAAAAAUACAAGGAUAAAACUGUUGUAAAAGGUGAAAAAACAAGAGAACCGUACGUAGGUAUUAGUUUGUUCAAAGAAAUUCGUAAAAGGCAUAAACAAAAAGACUCGACCGAGAAUAAUAACAACAACGACGACGACGACGACGACGACGACGAAUUUGCGGAAUCGUUUGAACUAAAUCCCCAUACCGAUUUUAAGCAGAUUAAUCCAUUUGAUCAAAAAUUUCGUGAAAAUUCGCAUAAAUUAGUAUGUUAUUGUCGAAAGGAGGAUUGUCAGGAUUGUCAAUUGAGAAAUAAAUUGCUUGCUCCUCGUUCGUUAAACAAAAAUAAAUUGAAAAGAGAUAAAUAUCGAGGAGCAAUGAAUUCAAAUAAUUAUAAAAUAUCGAAAAUUCCAUCACGUUUAUCAUCGAAAUUACACGGAACAAUUCCUUACGAAUUAAAUUCAAAUUAUGGAAAUUACGAGCAUCUGCAGUAUUUACCCAUCAUUCAUGGAAUACCACCUCACGUUUAUCCCUUAACCGUACCUUUUCGAAUCACUUAUGAACAAGUUGAGCCUCCGAUCGGCAUUAAUGCUCCAGUUUCUCAACAAUAUCAACAAAACUCAAUGAACAAUCAACAAACACCGGUUAAGCAACAUGUUGUUGCGACAAAUAAUCCAUCUGAAAUGUAUGACAAAUUGAAUACGUUGAUUCCUAAAGAAGAAAAGAAAAACAAUGAUUUCUCGACGACCAUGAAUUAUCCUGACCAUGAAGAGAAUGACCCAAAUUCGGAUAAAGAAAUCGAUGAGGAUUCGUUCGAUGCAAAUAUGCUACAAUGUAUAGAAUUGUACGGUCGCGAAGUAUGCAUGCUUGCUGCUGCAACAGCUUGCAAAUCUUUCAAUAAAAAUAACAAUAACUUAUCCGAGGGAAAGGUCGGAUCGAUUCUUAAUUACUACGAUACAUCAUCUGUUGAACAACCAAAUACAUACGAUAAUAAUUAUGAUUAUUACGAUUCUACAAAAUCCAAUAUGAUAACAGAAAAUGAUCUUGAUGAUGAUGAUGAUCGAAUAACUAUGAAACUAUCGACUGCAAAUGCUAACAAAGAUUAUUACGAUUUUACCACAUCGGAUAUUAUAUCUGAAACUUCGAAUUAUGUUAUAACCGAUAGUUAUCGAACUUCGAACGAUGAUUCUUCAUUCAUAAAACAAUCAACGAUGUAUUAUACUUCGGACGAAAACUAUAUUGAUUCGAACACUCCAGAAUAUUCGACCAUGGAUUCCACUGAAAUUUCUCUUCUUGGAGAAACACAAAAUUCUCAAGAAGAAAAUCAAUUAUCGACGACUCUUACUUCUCUUGAUGACAUCACUGAUGAAAUUAAUACAAAUAGCAACCCAUUUACUUACGAUUAUAAUUUAUCCAAGGACAGUACGACGAAUUUAAUUAACGAUUUACCAAAUGUACAAACUACAAACAUUCCAGAGAUAACGGACGAUCAAACUAAUUCGCAAGAUGUUUUAACAACUGUAAGCUACACGAAUUCAAUCGAUUCAAUUAUAGGAAAUACUGUAAAUACAGAUGAAACAACUACAGAAUAUAACGACGAUGUGUUAGGAAGAGAACAUUCGACUAACAAAAAUCAAGAAGACGAUAAUAAUAAUCCAGAUAAGAAAACAGCUUUAAAAUACGACACGCAUGAUUUUUCUCCAAUUACGAAUACAGAAAAAUCCGAGCAGACAACGAUCGAUUCAUUUUUAGAGAACACCAUGUCGGAUUAUGAUUAUCCGACAGAUAUUUCAAAUCAGUAUGCUUCGUCAAACGUUAUCACUUCACCGAUAGAAUCUUCAGAAAGUGAUGAAGAAUCAACGAUCAAUGAUUUUACAGUUGAAAAAGUAAAUCAUGAUAAAACUAAUAAUCCUAACGAAGAAGAGUUCAUGAAAUUAUCUGAAAACUUCGAUACCACCUUAAAUCCAGUUACGAUUAUCGAUGAUCAUGAAAACAUUGAUAACCGAACUCUUGAUAAAACUUCAAACGAUGACGUUGAAUCGACGACACAUCAUUUACUUUUCUGCGACAAUAAACAGCUCGUAAAUUCGAUUAAAACGGUCAUAAAUCAUUUCAGUUCAAAGGAUAUAAAUCCUGAUGAUCUUAAGGACUUUAAUAAAACGUCCGAUAAAGUAGAACUAUCUCCAGAGAUUGUUGGAAUCCCGCAUUUGCAAUCUCUCUUAUCGUUAACGCCAAUCGAGAACGUAAUCGUUAAGAAGGUGAAAGAUCACUUAUCAACACAUUUCGGAAUACCUAGAAACGCUUUGCACGAUGAAGGAUCUAGCAAUGUGAUUAGAGAAACUCUUAGAAAUACAUUAAAUCUCUUACCAAAUAUGCAAUCAGAACUUCCACCGAUGACCGUCGAGGAACAUCAAUUUCAUUCAGGACAUUGGACAACCAACUUGGUGACUCUUCUUCCACUUACAUCGUCUGAAAGAAAAAAAAAUCAUGACAUUUCUCAAAGAUUACGCGAACAUUUAAAGAGUCUCAUUUAUCAUCCUGCGAUUGGUUUAGAAUCAGCUAGACAACACAGUACCGUACAAAAUUUAAUCAUUCAAACUGCAAAACAUCAAAUAGAAAACACUGAUGAUAUGGAAAUAGAUGAGAACAUGAUUCGAGAUAUUUUAGGAAGUGUUUUACAAGAUGAUGACUCGUACGAUGAACAAAAUUAUUCGAAAGAUCCGUCGAUGAUAGAAACUACAAAUAAUUACGAAACAACGACAGAAAUUACAAUAUCUACGAAAGGUAAUAAUCAAUUGGAAAGUUUCGAAAGUACGACUGAUGAUUUAUUAACCGAGUUGUAUUCUACAAAUGCAAAUGAAAUAGAAACAAAUAAUUAUUCAAAUGAUAUUCCAGAUAGAUACAUUUCCAGUACUGAAUUUUAUGGGGAAAAUGUUGAAGAAGAUCAGAAGAGUAGAGGAGGAGGAGAAUCAACUCCUCUUUUUGAAAGAACAUCUACGAGAAAUGUUGCUAACAUAAAUGAAGAAAUUCCUGGAAUAUCCAAGCCAGAAGAACAAUCGAAUGAAAGUAGUAGCAAUAAAGCUGAGACUAAUGAAUCGGAAGUACUUAGGUUACCACAAAAUUCCUUUGUUGGAGUUGGUAAUCCCACUUCGGAGAACGUAGAAGGAUCCUUGCAAGAUAAAAAGAAAUGUCCUCUUUGUAAAAUAGAGAAUAACGCCGAUACACGAGAAAUUGUUACUAACUUUAGCAAAGAAGUUCAAACAACAAUUGACUAUUACGAAUCAAAGGAUACUCCUUCUGAAAGUAAUCCCAUAGUUUCUGAAGCAUCCAAAGAUGAUAUCACAAAUAAUAGCUCGGAAAACAGAGAAAAUGAAAAAGAUGUAAAUGAGAACAAUAAUGACGAUUCUACGACUUAUCAAAAUUUCAUUCAUCAAGAUUCUAAUUCUGAAGAAAAUUUCACUUAUGAGAACAAAAUGAAACAAAAUCAAUUGAAUGAAAUCGAUAAGGGUAAACACGAUUUGUCAGAAUUGCAAAAUUCCGAGAUGUAUUACGUGGGAGAAAAUGUGAAAUUUCCGUUGGAAAUUAAAAAAUUGAAAGAUGGCUCAAUGAAAUUUAUUAAGAAGAUGCAGAAAACUCGUGAAGCAUUUAGACAACAACGUGCCAUAAAACAAAAUUCAAAUAAAGGUACUGAUGUACUUAAAAGUUUAGUAAAUUGGUUAAGAACGUUAUUUGUCGAAUAA
This is a messenger RNA of Polistes dominula (European paper wasp), 3978 nucleotides long. RefSeq lists its product as uncharacterized. The record is from RefSeq and is a predicted model, not a curated record. Lineage: Eukaryota; Metazoa; Arthropoda; Insecta; Hymenoptera; Vespidae.